Physella acuta is the source of this 1137-nucleotide messenger RNA. RefSeq names its product cubilin-like. The record is from RefSeq and is a predicted model, not a curated record. NCBI's taxonomy places the organism in Eukaryota, Metazoa, Mollusca, Gastropoda, Physidae.
GGGGGUCAGAUCACGACUCUCCAGGGGGACUUCGCUAGCCCCGGCUGGCCACGGAACUACUCACACCACCUGAACUGUACCUGGUCAAUUCGCGUGCCGGAACAUAAGGUGAUUAUGUUUACCUUUAUCCACUUUGACCUCGGCAAACGACAAACAAAUCCGUGCGCCCAGGUCAACGACCGGCUGAGGAUCAUGGAGUCGACGCCACAGGGCGAGACUUGGUUCUGCGCAAGUCCGCCCAUGACGACAUACAUCAGCAAGACUAACCUCGUCCAUUUUAAUUUCAUCACGAACGGUCACUCUGAUGCGCAAGGGUUUAAGGUCGUGUUCAAGGGAGACUGGCCGUGCCGGGCUCUGCUCAAGUCUGACCGCGGGGAGAUCGCCUCACCCCAGUGGCCUGAACAGUACUCUCCUGGGCUCAACUGUGCCUGGACCAUACAGGCCCCGGAGCAAGCGAAGAUAACUCUCAAGUUCACCACCAUUGAUCUAGACAGCCAGGCGUACGGGGGCUGCACCGACAAACAUGACGUCAUAGAGGUCAACGACGGAUCCUCCGUGUCCGAUGUUCGACUGGCCAGGUUCUGCUCCCAUGAGGCGCCUGCUCCUCUGCUCUCCUCCGGAAACACCCUCUACGUCACCUUCAAGACGGACAGCUACGUCCAGCGGACCGGGUUCCACGCCAGCUACGACUUCAUAUUUCCCGCCAAGGAAGCCACGCCCUCCACCACGACCCCUCCCCCCGUCUUCCUUGACCACAGCGACGACGAACGUCUGGAUCGUUUAGGCGCCAACUUUAUCGAGCCUCAGCUCAAAUUUCCGGAAGCGGAAGUCAACAUCACGUGGGAUACUAAAGAUUUGAAAUUUGGUAUUGUAGGUGGGGAGUUCGCCCCCCAGCCCAAACAACGGACCGUGGACGGCAACUACUUCACCACCGACGCCUACAUCACCAUCCUCUGGAUCGUCCUCGUCAGCCUGCUGGUGCUUACAGUGGUCCUCACACUGGUGCUAGUCAUCGUCUGCAGGCAUAACAGGCAGGUGGGUGCUAGUCGUUGUCUGCAGGCACAACAGGUGGGUGCUAGUCGUUGUCUGCAGGCACAACAGGUGGGUGCUAGUCGUUGUCUACAUGCAGGUGAGUGA